Messenger RNA from Trichogramma pretiosum, 6494 nucleotides. RefSeq names its product DENN domain-containing protein 5B (gene pns). The transcript is spliced from 19 exons. The record is from RefSeq and is a predicted model, not a curated record. Bases 1035 to 5093 code for a protein of 1352 amino acids. Gene Ontology annotation, molecular function: small GTPase binding; guanyl-nucleotide exchange factor activity. Lineage: Eukaryota; Metazoa; Arthropoda; Insecta; Hymenoptera; Trichogrammatidae.
CGCGAACGCAGCAGCAUCGUUUUUUCCCUCUCGCUUUAAAAGCAGCAGAGGGAAAAAGCCAAGCUCUGUAACAGCGUAGCAGAAGGCGUAUACAUUUACGUCGACACACACAUACACACGCACACACAGAGCAGUCGCUUUUAGCAAUAUAUAUACGUAUGCAUGUAUAAGUAUAUAUAAGGUAUAUAUAUAAAGCGUGAGCAACGAGGGGGAGACGCGAGUCGAGACGAACUCCAAAGCAGUAGAGCACGAGCCGAGCUUCUGCACGGAGCUGUAUACAUAUACGAGCUAUAUACAAGAAGGCUGAAAAGACUUGAUAGCGCGCGACGCAAAUGUAUGUACACACGACCAAGAUAUAAACGUCAAAGAGGAUUUGUCGUGCCUCGUGCAUCUCGUACGCGCUAAAGCUCUCAAAACUUCGUCGAGUGCCAGUGUUUGUGUGUGUGUGUGUGUGUGUGUGUAUGUGUGUGCGUGGUUUUCGUUGUUGUUCCGUGCAAUUAUGCUCGCUACUUGAAAAACGUCGGACGACAUAGACGCUCGAUAAUAUUAUACAUGUAGUAUAUACUCUCGCUGUCGUGCUGCACGCGGCCGGACAAAGUCCCGUGUGUCCGUGCUUGUUGUUGUUUUUUUGUCGUUCUGCUGAUUUCAUACACGAUAUACGUGCAACCACAGGCCAGCGUGCGGUACGCGCCUAGUGGGGUUGUUGUCGCACGAGAGUUAUCGCGAAACACGCGUCGUCGUCUUCGUCGACUUGGACUCCGCUGAUAAAUUCGGAGCCAAUAGCUAUUUGGAGCUGUGUCGAUGCAGUGCAGCCUGUGCAACGACGACGUUGGCGUAUUGAUACAGCAGCAGCAACAGCAGCUUAGUACAGUCAGCGAGUAAAUUCGAGUAUCGUGAUUGUUUUAUCACACACGCGCGCGCGCGACACACGGACACAAUACAGCGAGCGCGGUAUCUGACACUCGCUGCAGUUGAUGCCGAGAGCAAUAUAAAGAGCGCGGCUGGCCCGAGUAUAGGUUCGAGAGAUCGAAGCGAUGAACGGAGGCUCGUACCGCGUCUCGGACCAGCAGCAGCAGCAGCAACAGCAGCAUCAGACGACGAGAUUCGCCGACUACUUUGUCAUCUGCGGCCUUGACAAAGACUCCGGCCUCGAGCCCGACAAAUAUUUUGGUGAUUCUCCCGAGUGCACGCCGCUGGAUCGAGCCUACAAGAGCAAAGUACUCGGACAUUAUCCGGAGAGCGUAACAUGGAAUCCCUUCGACGAACACGCCGUUUGCAUGCUAUGCCUACCGAGCGGCUUGCGUUUUCGAACGCAAAAGCACUCGGUCGAGCCGAGCUUUCACUCCUUCGUCCUCACGAAAGAGGACGGCCACAGGACCUACGGCUUCACUCUGCUCUUCUACGAGGAGUGCCGUAAUCGAAAGAUAUGCGCUGCCAUGCAGACGCUACAGGCCAUGUUCAUGACCGAGCUCAGCAGUCGGCAGAACGGCGCGUCACCACAGCAAAAACGAGGACCGGACGGCCACGUGAACACGAGGUCGCUGCCGAGGCACUUUAAAAUAGCACCGCACUCGUCGUCGGCCGCACUGGCUUAUUACGACUCGACCAAAGACAAACUAUUAGUUACCAAAUCGAUAUCGCUCAUAUGUCAACAACCCUACCUCUACGCUGCCAAAGUUUUCUUAACGAAUUUAUACAAAUGCGUACCGCGCCAUCCUGGGCCGGGCUUCAGCCUCGAGUCCUACGUGUACAAUCUGCUGUACAACGUGCCGACGCCGCUGGCCGGCAAGUCGCUCAAAUUCUACGUACCCAACAACGAGCCGGCGAAACCGCCCCUCGAGCUGGUGAUCCAUCAGCCGCUGCUGGGCCAGCAGCUGCCGCUGCUCGACUACUCGCUCAAGGAUCUGUUCGUCUGGCUGGGCAUCGACACGUGCAUCCAGCUGUUCACCUGCGUGCUGCUGGAGAAUCAGGUGCUGCUGCGCAGCUCGGACUUCAACAAGCUCAUGGUCGUCGCGGAGUGCGUCGCGUCCCUCCUCUUUCCGUUCGCCUGGCAGCACGUCUACGUGCCCAUACUCCCGGCGAGCCUCUAUCACUUCCUCGACGCGCCCGUGCCCUUCAUCAUGGGUCUGCACGCCAACAACGACUCGGGUUUCCUCAAUAUCGCCGGCGAGGCCAAUCUCUGCUACGUCGAUAUCGAUAAGCAAACGAGCCAAUUUCCCGAAGAGCUUCCCGUCUUUCCUCACAAGAUGCAGUUCGUCGACGAGAUUAGAUCAUAUUUGAAUAAGUACAAAGUUCCGUAUCUCGAAAAGACUGACAAUACGUUCGGAAAUUAUUUGAACGGUGACAUCAUGACAAGCAGUUUGACAUUGCCCGGCUCCAGUUUUUGCUAUCCCAAGAGAAAGCACUCGCUGCAUGAUGUGCUCGAUUGGAGCAGGUCGGAUUCGCAGUCCGACACGAUACAGAAUAUCCUCGACAGUGCCAAUCGAACAGACGUAGACUUGGAAGAUAUCGAUUUGAUCGAAAACUCAUCUAGGAACAACAAAAAGCUCACGCCUCAGGAAGAAUACAAGGAAACCCUAAUUUUCAACAAUGCAAUCAGAGAGAUCUUUUUGAAUCGUUUCGUACAGAUAUUUUCGAGCUACGAGCACUUUGUUAUAUUGCCGAACCAAGACAAGGAGGAAUGGAUGGCCAACCGGGACAGUGUACAUUUGUUCGAUAAAGCAACAUUCUUAUCGGAGCAGCCAGCCCAUCAUUUACCAUUUUUAUCUAGAUUCAUCGAGACUCAAAUGUUUGCAUCGCUCGUUGACGCCAAAGUUUUAUCCUUGUGGGACGAGCUCGAUCCAAAUAUCCGAUUGUUCGACAAAAGAAUAGCACAACUUAAAAAAAGAGUUGGAGAGGGUAUUGUUCGAUCCACUCGGUACGAGGUCUGUACGUGCAUUUCAGAAUCUCAAUCGAUUCUCGAACAAAGAUUGAACAAUAUUGACUUUGAAGUCAACCCGCCGACAGAAGUGAUACCGCAUAGAGCUGCUUACUUUCGCAGUUUUCCUUUGCUCGACAACGUAGCUUUGAACAAAGAGCCAACGCAAAGUAUGCUUCGUAGCAGAAAAGGUCAGACGCAGUGGAAAUAUAAAAUGAAAGCCCUGGAGCAGAAUGGAAAAGCACCUGUAGUACAAGAAACACAAUCACCUCGACCCCAAGCUAAACUUUCAACCGACAUGAGUCCUGCUCUCAUCGCACAAGCCAAUUGGACCUUCGUUGAAACUUUGCUCAAAGACUGCAAAGCCAAGACAAAGCGAAUGUUGGUAGAAAAAAUGGGAUCCGAGGCAGUUGCAUUAGGCCACGGUGGAGAGUCACUUUCCGACGUCGAAGAAAAUACUCUAGUUGCAAGUUUGUGCGACUUGAUUGAACGAGUCUGGAGCCACGGGCUUCAAAAUAAGCAAGGCAAAAGUGGUUUGUGGACGCAUCUUAUUAUGUAUCAACAGAUGGAGGAGUGCAAUGACAGUACGAAGUCGAUGGACGCAAACAAUCUGUCACCAGCAUCUAAAAAACCAUCCAAUAAGCUUUCUCGGUUGUCGGAUCGUUUGGUCUCCUCGUUAAAAAACAAACACAUUUACGAACUAGCUUCGUCUUAUUUCAAGGAAAAUAUGAGUGAUCUAUCAAAUCUUGCGCUAGAAACCGACGUAUCUCCGAGCAGGAACUCGGAAAAUCAACGGCAUAAAUCACCAGCGAGUACGGAUCGCGAGAGACGCUCCAUCGGGCCCGAACAAUUGAAACCCCUACCAGAUUCGUUGCUCUUCGAUAUCAGAAAUGUGCAAGCGAUGACUGACAUAAAAACUCACGUCGGUUAUGCUCGAGCUUGGGUCAGGCUGGCAUUAGAAAAGAAACUACUGUCGAGACAUCUGAAAACAUUGCUCAGCAAUACUGCUCUUUUAAAGAGUCUUUACAAACGAUCGGCUUUUCUUCGAUGCGACGAGGAGAAAGAGCAAUUUUUGUACCAUCUAUUAACACUCAAUGCAGUGGAUUACUUCUGUUUCACUAAUAAUUAUCCGAUGACUAAACUGCCCUACAGAGUAAUUAUAUUUCCCAGUAGAAAAGCCAGUGCGUCUACAACUUCGGCAAACUGCUGGAUAGCGAUAUCUGGAUCUUUGGGAGAAACCAAUCCAGUUAACGUUCCAAAAGGAGCACUAGAAUUCGUAUUCCAUCAAAAAAAUUUGGGAGUCUUAUCUACUUUGCGCAUCGGUCACGAUAAUAGCGGUACAUCGCCGAAAUGGAUGGUCGAGCACGUGGUCGUGCGCAACGAGGUAACGGGCCACACGUUCAAGUUUCCCUGCGGCCGAUGGCUGGGCCUCGGAAUCGACGACGGCUCGACCGAAAGAUUACUCGUCGGUGCGAUCGUGCCCAAAAGCAUCGACAACGACGAACUCGUGGAAACCUGCUCGACUCCGCCACGAUGCAGAUCUCCCAGCAUACCGCGCAGGCCGAGUAUUUCACAUCUCGAGCUUCAACAGAUGCUUGGCGAGGCCGUGAAUGCAAUAGUCAAGUAUCACUAUCGUAAAGAGCUUCAAGAAGGAUCGCUAACUGCCUUGUUAUGCGGCGAAAGUGGUUUAGUUCCGUCCCUUGAGCAAAUAUUUUUAUUCGGAUUUAAAAAUCAAAGAAUAUUUGGAAGAAAUUUCUAUGUUUGGGAUUAUUUUAUACGCAUUAAAGAGAACUUUGAGAUGAAUUUACUAGAGGAAAUGAAUGAUUAUUCGUGGCGACUUGGAAGAGACAAAAAGUUGCAAGCUGAAAGAAACCGAAAGUUUGCUGUUUUGAAGUGUUAUUGCCACCUGCUCGAUCAAAUUAAUACUUUUAGUCAAACCCUUGGAAAAGAUGGAAAGUUCCAGCUGUUUAUAUGUUUAGCUUUAAGGGAGCAGCUAUUGCAUUUAAUGUUACGUCCAAUGAGUGAAGCUCGAACUACAAUAGAAAUGUAUGAAGAAAUGUCAUUCCUGCGGAAUCCAUCGCUACUUACUUUUCUGGUACAAAUGCUAGAGCCUCUAGGUAGUUUUCACAUAGUCCUUGAAAAAAGUUUAACUCAUGGAAUCGCCAGUUUAAGCUAAUAAUGUUAAACAAAUCCAAAAUAUAUACUAACAACGUUUAAAUGUUGAAUUCCGCUGUUGAAAUGAUUAAUAUUAUAUAUUAAUUGCAGACAUGUAUGACACUUUUGUGUAUUUCUAUACAAAUGACCUGACGAGAUACUCAAAACAAUUGAUAAAAUGUACGGUUUUAAUUUGAAUUAUUAUAAUUAAUAGAUGAAAUUAUCUAUAGUCUUAAAAAACAUGAACCAAAUAAGCUUCUUGUAGUCUAAUUUUGUCUCUUAUUUUAAUUAUGUAUCAUGAUUAUAGUAUAAUGCUGUAUCGCGUUGGUUAUUGUGACUGAUUACCAAAGAUAGAGAUUGAUAUUUUUAUUUAAUCAUGACAGUUAUGUGAUUUUCAGUUGCAUAAUCAAUGUGAAUUAAAUUUAGGGAAUUGUCUGAAUCCUAGUAUUGUUAUAAAAAAAAUUCUAACAUAAAUAGUUGUGCCAGAAUAUACAUGUAUAUGUGCUGAAGUAAUUUUUACUGUAAAUAUAAUAAUUUUCAAUUGUCUUUUUAUUUACAAAUUAUUAUAAUUGAAAUGAGUCGAUUUAUUUGUUAUGUAAUUGACUAAGUUGUUUAUAAAACUAUAAUCAUUUUUUGUUUUCUAAAAUUUAAACCAUGAAUUGCACGUCGAUUAUUUGAAUGUUCUUCACUUCGAGAUUUAUAAUUUGAAUGAAAGUAAAAAAAUUUAUUAUUGUAUUUGUACAUAAAAAUACGCCAAAAGUCAUAUUAUAAUAUUGGUAAUAAUUGUUUGAAUAUCACACAAAUUUAUAUGUGCUAAUGUGCUUCACUUAUUAAUUCGUUAUCAAUUGACCAAAAAUAACAUUUCUGAAUUCUUAAUACCGUUUAUUCAUUGAGACAAGUUCUCUUAUCUUCACAAUGGUCUUUCAUAAUGAAGUACUAGGAAUUUUAAAAAUCAUGGGAUUUUUACAAAGCACACAUAGAGUGAAUAAGUUUUUAAUUUUAGGCAAAAUGAAACUUUUAUAGCAUUGAAACAUGAUAUGAAUAUGCGAGUAAUUAAGUGCCAAAAUCUUUUGCAGUUUUAUUGGAGUAAAAGUUAUGUUCAUUUUGUGAAAUUUAUAUAUUAUUUUGUAGUGUAUGUGAUAUUAGUAUAUCUUUCUCCUCAUUUUUUAUAUGUAUUAUGAAAAUUGUGUUUAAUUAUCAAAUUUUAUUUUUACCACCAUCAACUGAUUUAUUUGUCAUAAAUUAGUCUUCCUAUUUGUAAAAGUACUUGAACAGUUUUUCAAGUAACAUAGACUCUAAUAAUUUUCACAAAUACUAAUUUGGUGUAAUAACUCAUAAUAUUGUAAAUAAUAUACCAAAUAAAAAAUUAUGGCUGACUGUACAGUAGGUAAAUUUACUGUAUUAAAAAUUGAAUGACUGAAAA